GCCUUUCCUAUGAGAAGUGGGACCCGCUGGCUUGUUAACCGCUCGUGUCAGUGCGGUGAGGAUUGCAGACGGGGCUCUGGGUUCCCGAAGAGAUCCGACGUAGAUCCAGGAGUGGUGUGCGCUAUCAACGGUGAGGGAUGUGCAGAUGGAGGCGGGAGGAGACACUGCUGCCCCAGCCCCCGAGGAUGCGGAGGACUUGGAGGACACGCGGUUCCCCAGUAAGGAGGCUAGAGACGGUGGAGGGGUUCACGAGGACCCUCCCGAUCCUGGAGAUGGGAGCUUGGAGAAGACAGAAUCUGAUACCGAGGACCAGUCACCUGGCCUGCUGCCCCAGUCAGAGGCUCCAUCAUGCACCUAUGGGCUCUGGGAUCCUGCAGCCUCUGAGAAUAGUCCCCCAGGUGGCCCUGAGAGUGGCUCAGGGAGCCAGGGCGGGGACCCCAGUGAUGAGGACUGGCGCAGCAAGCGGAAGCACGUGUUUGUGCUGAGCGAGGCAGGCAAGCCCAUCUACUCGCGUUACGGUAGCGUGGAGGCCCUGUCAACGACCAUGGGUGUGAUGACAGCCCUCGUGUCCUUCGUGCAGAGUGCAGGAGAUGCCAUCCGUGCCAUCUAUGCUGAGGACCACAAGCUGGUGUUCCUGCAGCAGGGCCCACUGCUGCUGGUGGCCGUGUCCAGGACUCCGCAGUCAGCAGCCCAGCUGCGGGGGGAGCUGCUAGCUGUACACGCCCAGAUCGUGAGCACGCUGACCCGCGCGAGUGUGGCCCGCAUCUUCGCGCGCAAGCAGAACUACGACCUCCGCCGCCUGCUGGCCGGCUCGGAGCGCACUCUGGAUCGGCUUCUGGACAGCGUGGAGCGGGACCCAGGGGCCCUGCUGCUGGGCGCCGUGCGCUGUGUGCCUCUUGCCCGCCCGCUGCGGGAUGCGCUGGGUGCGCUUCUCCGACGCUGCACGGCGCCUGGCCUGGCCCUCUCGGUGCUGGCGGUUGGCGGUCGACUGGUGACGGCAGCCCAGGAGCGGACUGUGCUGGCCGAGUGCCGGCUGGACCCAGCCGACCUGCAGUUGCUGCUGGACUGGGUGGGCGCCCCAGCCUUUGCAGCAGGUGAGGCGUGGGCGCCUGUGUGCCUGCCCCGCUUCAAUCCCGAUGGUUUCUUCUACGCCUAUGUGGCCCGCCUGGACGCCAUGCCUGUCUGCCUGCUGCUGCUCGGCACCGACCCCGAGGCCUUCCAUGACAUGGCCACCUGCCGGCGCCUGGUGGAAGACGGCAUGCACACCCUGGGUGCCAUGCGAGCCCUCAGGGAGGCCGCCAGCUUCUCUAAUGCCCCAUCAGCCAGUGCCUCUGCCUACAGUGUGCAGGCCGUGGGGGCACCUGGCCUCCGGCACUUCCUCUAUAAGCCGCUGGACAUCCCCGACCAUCACCGCCAGCUGCCCCAGUUUACCAGCCCUGAGCUGGAGGCCCCAUACAGCCGAGAGGAGGAGCGGCAGCGCCUGUCAGACCUGUACCACCGCCUCCACGCGCGCCUGCACAACACCUCCCGGCCCCUGCGCCUCAUUUACCAUGUGGCAGAGAAGGAGACACUGCUGGCCUGGGUGACCUCCAAAUUUGAGCUGUACACCUGCCUCAGCCCCCUAGUGACCAAGGCAGGAGCCAUCCUCGUAGUGACCAAACUCCUGCGUUGGGUGAAGAAAGAGGAAGAUCGGCUGUUCAUUCGUUACCCACCCAAGUACUCCACACCCCCAGCAGCGCCAGCUGCCUCUGCAGACCAAGCUUCGCAUAAUGGCUUAUUCUCAGGACCCUGAGAGGCAGAGCUCCCAGACUGGGCAGUGCUGGGAACCACCACCUUUGGCUUUAAACUUCUCUCUCCACCCUGGAAAUGGGGCGGGGUGGGAGGUUGGAGGCGGUGGGGUCUGUGUCUGGUCCCUGUCUCCCUGGGCAGUGGAGCACGAUCUGCAGAGCUGCCUACAAAUGAGAAAUGGGUGGCAGAGUGACUGCACACAGGGGAGCAGGCUGCUUCCUCAGCACCCCCGGCCCCUUCCCCUCUGUGGAAAUCCUUAGGCUCCCACUUCCCAUCCCUGUGCCUAGUCUCCUCCACGAUGUUCUAGCCUCUGUCAGGGACUGUCUCCUCCAAUACUGGGCACCACCCACUCUGUCCUGCAUCAGGGGUCUGCCUCCUCCGUGGGAAUCUCAGCCCUUAGUGUCCCAGGCCGGCCAAGGUCUCUUUGGGUGGCCACGGGGGUUCUGGAAUUGGAAAUGCAGGACCAGCCUGUGCCGAGAAACAGCCAAAGGAUAUUUUAAAGAAGAAACUGCACAUAAAAGGCCUAAAACCAAUCCUUACAAGAACAUCCUUUGCCCUUCAUGUACUUUUAUCUUUACCCAGGCAAAAAUGACCCCACGUGUGUUGGCUGCUGCUAAAGUAAUGAGACAGUGUCCUCCAGCGUCCUGUCUGUGUAACCCGGGGCAAAGGACCUGAUGUCACAUGGUGGCUGAGGUCCAGAAUCUUUACACAGGAGGUGCACUUGGCUUCUAAGGCUCAUUCUCAUUAAUGAAAUGGAGAUAACUAACCUCUCAGACUGUUCAGUGAGGAUUUGUGACCGAAAAGGGACUCGAACUCUUGUGUACCGCCGCACGGCGCAUGCACAUUUGUCCCAGAUUUUCACUACCUGCACAGCACAAGCAACCUGGAGAGGGAGAGAGACCUCCUUGCAAUUUCCAUGUGUGGGUACAACACUCACUGCCUGAUGACCAAGACCCUAAUCUUGCCCUCGUUUUGUCGCACCCGGACUUGCGGGCCUUAUGUGUACGCAUGCGCGGUAACUGUCGCUCCGGGCUCCUGGCGGCCCACUUCCGGGAGCUGAAACCGUCUUUGCGCCUCACACCGGACGCAUGCGCACUGCCCAGCGUUGCCCGACUUCCGUUUAAACCAAUCAUCUCAAGGCGCAUGCGGGUCGGCUUCACGCUGGAAAAUGGCGGGGAGGUUGGAGCUUCUGGAAGUGGAGCCGCCGGAGGUCGCGUCGGAGGCUGAAGGUAGUGAGGGCCUCCGGGCCUCUCCUGGCCAGGGCAGAAGGGAGGGAGCUUUCGUCCCCUUACAGUAAUGAAAUAUUGGUAGCAGUACCAAAGUAAUAAUAAUAAGUAAAAUGCAAAAUUGUAAGCCUUUUAUUUAAAAAAAUUGCUGUUCAACAAAGUGGAGAUAAAUGAUAUGUAUAUUCACAUCAUCUAGAUUAACUGUCGUCAGCUUUAUUGGCUAUAUUGCUUAUGUAUUUGAAAGUAAACAAUAGACUAAAUAGUUCCAUAUGCAUCUCUUCAAACAAAAAAGGGGUGGAUGUUCUCACAAAACCCACUUGGCUGCUGCCACAUUCUAAGAAAAUUACCAGUAAUUCCUCAAUAUCAUCAUUCUACACCCAGCCCAUAUCACACUUUGCAUGGACUCUUAAAUCUUAAUCAUGAAUGGCCACUCCUACAGACAGCUGUUCUUCCUCCAGGGCGUUUUGUUGACAAUGACACCCCCACACCCGAGUGAGAGGAAAAGCAAAAUUGUCCUAGAGACAGUUGGAAACUGCAGUCCAGCCGAAAGAGGAAAAUCUCCCAUGACAAUGAUCCACUGCUAUGCCACUAGCAAUUUUUUUAUUAUAGAAAUUUUCAAAAUGUACCAAAGCAUAGGAAAUAGCAUGAUGAAUGCCCAUGUACCCAUCACUCUUGUUUCAACAAUUGUCCACUCUUUGCCCUCCUUUCAUCUAUAUUUGACCCCCUCUUCCUACACACUCUUUAAACCACCUUAUUAAUAAACACAUUGAAUUCCUUCUUUUCAGACCUAUCUAUGCAGGUGGCAAAAAUAAUUAUGAUUAUGUACUUGUUCGUUGUCCUAGGAUGUGAGCUUCGUGAGAACAGACUGUUUAUUGCACCUAAAACAAUGCCUGCUUGGCAUAUAGUAGGUGUUCAGUUGUUUUCUUUUCCUUUUUUUGUUGUUGUAGGAAUAAUGAAAUAACAACACUGUGAGCUCUCUUAGAUGAUACCUUCAUGUUAAAUGCAAACUUUUCAACAAGAAAUGACUGAUGCAAAUAGGUCUCCCUUAUUAAGCACUUAUUACAGGUGCCACUGCUAAAACAAAACAAAAAGCUAUUAUUAUCAAGCUUUCCAAUUAAAAGGGAAGUUAUGAUUAACUUCACCAGCAAUGGAGAAAAUUGAAAAGCAAAGCAUAUUAAGUUACCAUUUCUAACCCAUCAAAAUUGGCUUUACAGAGGGAGGGAUAUUUGGUAUUGAUCACUGGCAGAACAGGACUUCUCUUGCCUCAGUGGCAGAACUGACCAGUAAAGGCUUUGCUAGAGGCAGUUUGGCAGAGUAUUUUUAGCAUCUAAAAUUCUAUUUCAUAUCUUCAAUCAUAUAGAAUACACGAUGUGUGGAUCAGGAAGUGUCAUUAGAACACUGUUGAUGGAAGCAAAACACAGGAGCAGUCACGGGAAUGGCUAAAUUUAUGUAUAUCCAUGCAUUGUGGAAUGCCUGAGUAAUGGAUGUUUUUUUCUUAAGGGGCAGAAAAAAAUAAUUAAAUUCCACUUUAAUUUAAUGAAUCAAAAUUAACUUUAAAAGGAUAAGAUCAUGGUUCAUUGACCCUGAGUGUACUUAAAAAGAAAUCAUUCUUAUGAGAGAAAAGCAAGUUGGGGUUGAAAAAAGAAAAAAAAAAAAAGGGGCAGUUCAGCUAUAGCCCUGUGUGUGUUGCAUAGAAAAAUGUCUGAAGGCUAAAGGCUUAACUGAUGACUCUGAUCAAGGGACUUGGAUUUGGGGGGCUGUGCAGAAGUGGAGGCACUUUUGUAAUUUUCUUUUAAGGAAAAUGUAAGUAGUACUAGAUAACUUUAAAAUAUAAGGGGGAAAUUGUUGAAUGGCAUCUGAGGAUCAUACAUUAAUAUUGGUCAGUAUGAGCACCUCAGUUUUGAUGGUUAUACUGUGGUUACUUGGUAGAGUCCCUUUGUAAAUAGGAAAUAUACAUUGGAAUAUUAAGACAUAAUGGGUCAUGAUGCCUGCCUGCAAUUUAUGUACAGAAACGCUCACAAAUGGGAAAUCUGAUAAAAGGGCAGAUAGGAGCACUGUGGCCUAUUUCUACAAUGUUUAUGUACAUCUGAAAUUAUUUCCAAAUAAAGUGUUUCAAA
This is a messenger RNA of Vicugna pacos (alpaca), 5131 nucleotides long. RefSeq names its product MON1 homolog B, secretory trafficking associated (gene MON1B). Gene Ontology annotation, cellular component: Mon1-Ccz1 complex. Gene Ontology annotation, biological process: protein targeting to vacuole; vesicle-mediated transport. Lineage: Eukaryota; Metazoa; Chordata; Mammalia; Artiodactyla; Camelidae. The record is from RefSeq and is a predicted model, not a curated record.